This is a messenger RNA of Mycetomoellerius zeteki, 1749 nucleotides long. RefSeq names its product tumor susceptibility gene 101 (gene TSG101). Gene Ontology annotation, molecular function: ubiquitin binding. The transcript is spliced from 8 exons. NCBI's taxonomy places the organism in Eukaryota, Metazoa, Arthropoda, Insecta, Hymenoptera, Formicidae. The record is from RefSeq and is a predicted model, not a curated record. The coding region runs from base 1 to 1263 and encodes 420 amino acids. Gene Ontology annotation, biological process: endosome to lysosome transport; protein transport; protein modification process. Gene Ontology annotation, cellular component: ESCRT I complex.
AUGGUGAAAAUGACGCCGUUUGAUGAGGGGAGGAUUAGACAAGGCAUAUCUAAGUAUCAAAAUCCAGAUAUAACGAAGAAGCAUGUAAUAAAUGUCUUGAAUACUUACAAAGGCUUGGUGUAUAAAAUUGAACCUUUUGUUUUCAAUGAUGGCUCGCGUAAAGAACUACUCAACUUACAAGGAACUAUACCAGUUGUUUACAAAGGCUCUUGUUACAAUAUUCCAAUCUGUAUAUGGUUGAUGGAUACUCAUCCCAAUAAUGCACCUAUGUGCUAUGUUAAGCCAACAGCAGAUAUGCAUAUUAAAGUCAGUAUGUUUGUGGAUCAUAAUGGUAAAAUCUAUUUGCCAUAUCUUCAUGACUGGGUGCCUCAUAAUUCGGAUUUGCUUGCUUUAAUUCAAGUAAUGAUUGUUACCUUUGGGGAACAGCCUCCAGUUUAUGCCAAAAUAAGAUCAGAAACACAACAGAGUUCAACACCAUAUCCUGUUCAGUCAUUCAUGCCUGUACCUGGAGGUGGAAAUGUAUCAAGUUCUGGCUUUCCUCCGUAUCCACCAAGUUCUCAAUACUCCAGUGGUAGUAAUGUGUAUCCACCAUAUCCUCCAACAGCGUCCGGGGGAUUCCCGUAUCCAAGCUCUUAUGGUUCUUAUGCAGGAACCACGCCCAGUUAUCCAACACAAGGUUACAGUGGUUCAUAUCAACCAUAUCCGCCAGUCACACAACCGUCGCCGACGAUACAACCAAAUUCCAGUGGAUCUGGCACGAUCACAGAGGAGCACAUAAGAGCAUCCUUGCUGUCUGCGGUAGAAGAUAAGCUUCGACGUCGACUCAAGGAACAGUUCUCACAGUUACAGGCGGAGCUCGAGACGCUGCGACGAACCCAGCAAGAGCUAACGAGCGGUUCGUCGCACUUGGCAGAUCUUUUUGAUAAACUCAAAAAAGAGAAACAGGAGCUCGAAAAAAAUGUUAAUAUUUUACAAGAUAAGGAAGCAGAAUUAGAAAAAGAGAUCGCCAAAUUAUCUGAUAAUCAAUCGAUAGAUGUCGAUGAAGCUGUUACUACUAUAGCGCCUUUGUAUAAACAGAUGUUAAAUGCUUUUGCCGAAGAAGCAGCCACGGAAGAUGCUAUUUACUAUCUCGCUGAAGGACUGCGAUCCGGCAUAUUAGAUUUAGACGCGUUCCUGAAGCAAGUUCGGCAAUUAUCGCGUAGACAAUUUAUGUUGAGAGCACUAAUGCAGAGAUGUCGACAGAAAGCCGGUUUGGCGGGUUAAAAAAUAUUCCUCACAGGCUUCGUCUUAGAGCUGCAAUAUUCCAUUUUGUUCUAAAUAAAAUAGGUCAUUAUCCUUUACAAUGAAAAUCGAAUAUAUAAUUUAUGUCGAUGUCGAAAAGCACAGAGGAUUAUUUUAUCGACAAUAAGCGCCAUAUUCUUCUCUGUAUGAUGUAAUGAAAAGAAAACUUGUGUUUUACAAGAAAAACAUUUAAUAGAAUGUAUAUGUUAAUGGAGAUACAGUAAUUAUAGCACGUUCAAAUAUGAAAGUAGAUGAUGUAAUUCUUUUGCACAGAGCUAUAUAUGUUAUUACUAUAUAUAAUAUUGCAUGAGAUUAAUAAUGCUGUAGUCUAUGUUUAUAGAAAACGAGUGCGAGUCUUUAUUUUCUCGAGGUGCCACAAAACUCGUUGUGUACCUGUAUUACAAACUUCAUGCCUUUAUUGUGAUAAAAAUUGAAUAAACUUAUGCACAAUAUAAAAUAUUCGGAAUU